Molecule: messenger RNA, 1226 nt
Organism: Balearica regulorum gibbericeps (East African grey crowned-crane)
Lineage: Eukaryota; Metazoa; Chordata; Aves; Gruiformes; Gruidae
Source: RefSeq, a predicted model, not a curated record
UUUGCCCAGCUGGUCUCUGUCUACAAAACUCUGGGUCCAGAGAAAUUCCCUUUAAUUGAGCAAACAUUCUAUCCAAAUCACAAGGAAAUGCUAACAAUGCCAACAUUUCCUGUCGUCGUGAAGAUUGGACAUGCUCAUUCAGGCAUGGGCAAGAUCAAGGUAGACAACCACUACGAUUUUCAGGACAUAGCCAGCGUGGUAGCACUUACUCAGACCUACGCCACUACUGAACCCUUCAUAGACUCCAAAUAUGACAUCAGGAUCCAAAAGAUAGGCAGUAACUACAAAGCAUACAUGAGAACUUCCAUAUCUGGAAACUGGAAGACAAACACGGGCUCUGCAAUGUUGGAACAAAUUGCUAUGUCAGAUAAGUACAAGCUUUGGGUUGACACCUGUUCUGAAAUAUUUGGUGGUUUGGACAUCUGUGCUGUUAAGGCUGUACAUGGAAAGGAUGGAAAAGAUUAUAUUUUUGAGGUCAUGGACUGUGCAAUGCCUCUGAUUGGUGAGCAUCAGACUGAAGACAGGCAACAUAUAACUGAUCUAGUCGUAAGCAAAAUGAACCAAAUGUUGUCCAAAACUCCUAUACCAUCUCCUCAGAGACCCACUGCCACUCAGCAGCCUCAGAGUGGAUCACUAAAGGAGCCAGAGCCAAACAAAAUCCCACCUCAGCGACCACCACCUCAAGGGGGCCCAGUGCAACCCCAAGGAAUGCAAUCACAAAGCCAGGAGCCAUUGCAGCCCCAGCGCGUGUACCCCCCUGGGCAGUCAGCAAAGCCCUCGGCUUCCCAGCCGCAGCGUCCGCCUGGACCUACAACUCAGCAACCGCGUCCCCAGGCUCAAGGUCCUUCCAGCACCAGGUUAUCAAAGGAAGCGGAGCCGCAGCCGCAGCCCGCUCCAUCGCCAGCUCCCCAGCCCGCUCCACAGCCCGCUCCGCAACAGAAGCCUCAGUCUCAUCCACAACUUAACAAGUCGCAGUCUUUGACAAAUGCCUUCAGUUUCACAGAAUCAUCCUUCGUCCGAUCAUCUGUGAAUGAAGACGAAGCAAAAGCUGAAACUAUUCGAAACUUGAGGAAAUCCUUUGCUAGUCUUUUUUCUGAUUAGCCAGCUUCAUCUAAAUGCACCUAGCAUAUAGUCUAAACUACGUGAAUGUUACAUAGGUUUUGUUUUCCCUGUGACAGUACCCUUCUCUACUGUGCUAACUGUUGUAUUAAGCAAUAUGUUAAACU